AUGGGAGUGUGGAUCCCACAUCUCAAUGCCGGCUUCUUUGCGCCCAUCUUUGACCCGGACCAAGCCAUUGCGUUCUAUGAGACGUUAGCGGUCCACUGCGCUCUCGUGUUUCUCGCUGCCAGCACGCCAGCGCACCGCCGCAUCCUCAUCCACUGUGACAACCAGGUCGCCGUCCACCUGUACUCGUCGUUCGCGGCGCGGCGCGGAUACAACACCAUCCUGCGCGCGUCGGUUGACAUACUUCUCGCUCGGGACUGGGACCUCCGCGUGCGGUGGUUGCCGACCGAGGACAACGAGGUUGCCGAUGCUCUCUCGCGACAGAACUUCAUGCGCCUCGCGGACGUAGCGCCCGACCUCCACCUUAUCCCGUUUGCGCCCCCGCCGGAGCUGCUGGGGGCGCGAGCAUCGUGA
Coniophora puteana RWD-64-598 SS2 is the source of this 411-nucleotide messenger RNA. RefSeq lists its product as uncharacterized. Gene Ontology annotation, molecular function: nucleic acid binding; RNA-DNA hybrid ribonuclease activity. The transcript has a single exon. Bases 1 to 411 code for a protein of 136 amino acids. NCBI's taxonomy places the organism in Eukaryota, Fungi, Basidiomycota, Agaricomycetes, Boletales, Coniophoraceae. The record is from RefSeq and is a predicted model, not a curated record.